Babjeviella inositovora NRRL Y-12698 is the source of this 1176-nucleotide messenger RNA. RefSeq names its product 25S rRNA (adenine645-N1)-methyltransferase (gene RRP8). The coding region runs from base 1 to 1176 and encodes 391 amino acids. The transcript is spliced from 2 exons. Gene Ontology annotation, molecular function: rRNA (adenine) methyltransferase activity. NCBI's taxonomy places the organism in Eukaryota, Fungi, Ascomycota, Pichiomycetes, Serinales. Gene Ontology annotation, cellular component: nucleolus. The record is from RefSeq and is a predicted model, not a curated record. Gene Ontology annotation, biological process: ribosomal large subunit biogenesis; rRNA methylation.
AUGGAAUUAUUUAAGCCAGAAGGUUGGUCCAUUGAAACCAAGGUUGAAUUUGCCGGGUUAGGUCCAAAGAAAAGCAAUAGAGAAAAGAGAAAGUCUCGUAAACACAGGCAGGAUAACAAGAUUACCGAAAUCUUGACCGAAGCCGCCACCGCUCAGGCCGAGGAAGCACAGGCCCCAAACGCUGAAGAUGCCAAGUCUGUUAAAGAUCCUAAGGCCAAAAACAACAAGCGUAAGAACGAUGACUCUGAGGCGCCAGCAAAGGUUGCUACUUUAUCUGCUGCUCCUGUCACCAAGUUGACCCCUUUGCAACAGAAAAUGAUGGCCAAGCUUUCUGGCUCCAGAUUCCGCUGGAUCAACGAACAGUUGUACACCAUCACCUCUGCUGAUGCCCUCAAGCUUAUUAAGGAUCAGCCAAUCCUCUUUGACGAAUACCACCUGGGCUUUCGUUCUCAAGUUGCCCAGUGGCCGGAAAACCCAGUUGAUGUGUUCGUGGAACAACUUAGAUUGAGAUCCGAAAGACCGGUGAACGCUCCAGGUGGCUUACCAGGUACGGGCAAGGACAAGCAAGUUAUCAUUGCUGAUAUGGGAUGUGGUGAAGCCCAAUUGUCCCUUGACGUUAUCAACAUGCUGAAGAACGGUGGUAAGACCAAGAAGGGUAAAGGCAACGACAAGAAGGCUUUUAGCAGAAAAAUUAACUUCAAGGUUCACUCCUUCGAUUUAAAGAAGGCCAACGAGAGAAUCACCGUUGCAGACAUCCGUAACGUCCCCCUUCCAGACAAUUCCUGCACUAUUGUUAUUUUUUGUCUUGCCCUUAUGGGUACCAAUUUCCUUGAUUUCAUCAAAGAAGCGUUCAGGAUUCUUGCUCCUCGUGGUGAAUUAUGGAUUGCGGAAAUCAAGUCUCGUUUUAGUGAUGGUAAGGGUCAAGGUGACGAGUUUGUUGAAGCCUUGAAGUUGUGCGGUUUCUUCCACAAGAGCACCGAUGCCGAAAACACUCAUUUCACCAGAUUCGAGUUCUUCAAGCCAUCCUCAGAUGUCUUGGGGGAGAGAAAUGCCAAGUUGGAAAGAAAGAAGAAGUUUAUUGAAGUUGCUACGGAAAAGGAAAACUUGGAGAAAAAGAGAACCAAGAACCCAGAAGGUAACUGGUUGUUGAAGCCAUGCAUUUACAAGAGAAGAUAA